AUGCCAUAUCGUCAGGAUGUGAACUUUCUGCAGCGUGGAACAAUACAGACACGUGGUACUGGCCACAAAAUCGGUUGUCAUUUGCAACAGGAAAUUUUUCAUCAAACAGCCCAGCAUAAACGAGCAUUGCUCGACGACGAUCUGGAUAAAGUGGAAAAGUCUACGAUUAUCAGUCUGACGAAUACGAUGAAAAGCGCAAGCUGUAUCCCCGAGACUCUAGAAGAACGAACCCACCAGGGGUACCCGGAUCUACAAGGUGUUCAGUUGAGGGUGAUCACAGAUCCGUGGCCACCGUACAUAAUCAAGAGUGCGCAUGCUAAUGGCAGCUAUUACGUCACGGGAUUCUCCCUUGAUCUGCUGGAGGAAGUCAGACAGCUGCUAAACUUCACGUAUGUUCUGGAAUAUGAGCAUGAUGGUUGGGGACAAACUUGUGAAGACGGAAACUGGUCUGGCAUGGUGGGGCUUCUUCAGAGACGGGAGAAAGACUUAAUCAUUGGGGCUUUAGGUCACCAGCCUGAACGUACCGCCGUCAUGGACUUCAGUCUGAUCUAUGACGAGAUCUCGAUCACCAUGUGGAUACUGGAUCCGCGUCAAAGACCCCGGAUAUGGCUGGCCUUGUUCGACAUGCUGGACUUAGCAGUGACGGGACUUCUAUUGGGCACCAUAUGCCUGUUAUCUGUCAUCCUUACCCUCUCCUCUAUGACUGUGCCUAUCGGACAUCAACCGGAGUCCCUGACAAGUUGCUUUGUUACCAAAGUGUUCACACUGCUGGGAGCGAUUCUUGCGCAAGGAUCUCGAGUUCAACAAGCGACUUCAACAGGAAAAACGAUUAUAGCUACCUGGUGGAUGUUUUCUGUGGUGUUCUCCAUCACUUAUAGUGCCAUGUUGAUUGCCUCCCUCAGUGCCAACACCACGCAGCUUCCGUUUGAUAGUGUGGCAUCCAUGAUAAAGCAGACGGAAUACUCUUAUGGUAUUUUUGGAUCUGGAACUGAACAAAUGUAUUUCAAGGUAAUACCAUAUAAAUAA
Messenger RNA from Liolophura sinensis, 1026 nucleotides. Its product is annotated as glutamate receptor ionotropic, kainate glr-3-like. Gene Ontology annotation, cellular component: membrane. Lineage: Eukaryota; Metazoa; Mollusca; Polyplacophora; Chitonida; Chitonidae. The transcript is spliced from 6 exons. Bases 1 to 1026 code for a protein of 341 amino acids. The record is from RefSeq and is a predicted model, not a curated record. Gene Ontology annotation, molecular function: ligand-gated monoatomic ion channel activity.